This is a messenger RNA of Pocillopora meandrina, 4514 nucleotides long. NCBI's taxonomy places the organism in Eukaryota, Metazoa, Cnidaria, Anthozoa, Scleractinia, Pocilloporidae. The record is from the annotation of a GenBank genome assembly.
AUGCCACGUGAUGUUCUUAGUUCGUUCUCUUCGAGCGUGGACGGGACCAACAUGGCUGCCCUGUUCUUUGUUCUCGCCGUUUUAGCUGUUUCUGCGCCUCUAAAGUCAUCUGGUAAGCUGAAAAUAACUUUAAUUGAACGUUAAACCUAACGUGUAGGGUAAUUAUGUAGUUACAAGUCUCCACCGGGAAGUUAAUGGGAGAAAUUUUCAGCACUUUUUUUCGCCACACGGGGCAGGACUCUAUUGGUCAAUCUACUUUGACCUUUUCUGGAGUGUUUUUUGCUUUUCAAACUUCCUAAUUUUUAUCAGACGCUGUACAAUUAUUGAUUGACACAUUUUGCCGUCUACAUCGUUUUGUAACAUUCAGCGACGUGUUACUGUAUUUGAUGAAGGCGAGCACAACCUCCAGAAUAAAACUGAAGUAACAGUAUGGAUGAAAUGCCUUGAGUGUGUCACGAAAUGUCUUCUUAACGUUGAUUUCACUUUGUGGUUUUGAAUUAGGUGAUGCUUGCGUAGGAGCUAGGCCAACCACAGACAUUUAUACCACAAAGAACAUUUUGCUGUCAUCAGAGAGUGUGUUCAUUGUUGAAUUUUCUCUCAAAUGUGACAAUGGUGCAAAGGUAUGGUAUGUUUGCGGAUGGGUGAAGUAGUCCUAUUUUGAUGGUCUUAUUCUUAUGCUGUCUGAAAAAUUUCCAUUUCCAUGAUAUGAGUACCAGAGAGAAAAAUACAAUUCAAGAAACUACUGGAUAGUUCUGCUCAGAUACAACUGUAGCUGAGAGAGAGUUUACUUUAAAUAUAGAACAAUAUUUUGUAGAAUUUAAGAAGUUGCCCAAGACUCCUUUGUUUUGUUAAACCAUUUUCUUUGAUUAGUGAAGAAGGGAAAGGCCCUUGCACAACCCCAUGCUAAAUUUGUAUACACUUAGAAUUACAAGGAAAAAGGAAAUGAUCACUGACUAAUGAAGCUCUUGACUGUUAAACAAAUUCUCCUUGUCAGCACUUCACAUGUUCCUCAAAUGUAUGAAGAACGGAAUAUGUUAACUGAUGUAAGGGUGUAGAGGGUUUAUUUGCAUAACUGGAACCAAUUGCUUGUUUGUGCAUCAUGAAGAACAUUAAAUUGAUUGGUUAUUGUGAUUGCCAUAGAUGCAUGCUAACUUUUUCAACAUGGAACAUAAAAGCAUACCAAUAAAAAAUGGUGCAAUGCUUAAAAGAUAAGGAAACUCCUAAUAUAUUUCUUAAGACAUUUAUGAUAUAUGUAAAUCAACCACUUUAUUGUUCAUUGUUAAACUUUUCAAAUUGCUGAAAAGUCUUGGGAAUCAUUUCAUGACUUCAGUGGCUCACUAGAGAUUUUUUGGUCAGCAAACUGAACAGUUUUGCUCUUUAAAUGCAAGUAGAGGAAUUUAUUCUUUGAUAUGUUUUAUUAUGUAAACAGGAUGUGAACCUUUAUGCUGAAGUGAAUGGAAAAGUUAUGCCAGUUACAAGAUCAACUGAUGAUGCGAAAUACCAGGUUUGUCAUUAUUUGUAACUGAUUUUAGAAAGAUCAAUGUGUACUUAGCAAGGAAUAAUUCCUAAUGUACUUCACACAGGCUGAUUGGCUUGUCCUAAGUAAAUAGCAAGUGCAUUUAAUUUUCAACUCAGAUCAACUGAUGAGAUAAAACUGUGCUUCAAGAGUUUAAUUUCUCACAAUUUUCAGUUUACUGGCAUUGAAAGGAAUAAACUACAGUGUAGUUUUUCAGUUGUGGUAUAUUCUAAAAUAAUAAUGAACCACAUUGUCAGUGAAAGUGGUACAUACUGUAUCUACCUUGCUGCCUUGCGGCUCAAUAAAUAUCAACCACUUUUUGCCUCCAGAUCAGUAAAUAAUUGUAAAAUAAUGUUCUUCCCCAUGGAUGGAAGGCCAGUCCAUCACAAGUUACCCUGGGCAUUAUCAGGCUUCUCUAAAAGUUACAGAGUUAACUGCCCCCAUUCAAACUCCUGGGUGAAGGGAGGGAUCAUCAGAAUGAAGUGUGUUAUCCAAGAACGCAGAACAAGAUUUAGCCAGGUUGCAAGGCCAGAUCUCUUGACAUUAAGUCCAGAGUGCCAGCCUUUUGACCAGUGGGUCUUCCAAAUUGUUGGCCCAGUGGCAUUUUUGACCCUUAAUACACUAACAUUGGUAUGCAUAUUCUCCUUACUGUUCUCUAUACAUUUCCCUGGGUGCUGACAAGGAGAAUUAGUUAAACAAUGAACAGCUUCUAUAGUCAGUGAUCAUGUCUUUUAUCCUCAACCUUAAUAUUUGAUUCAGGGGAGAUAUUGUAAGGAGAAAUUAUAUGUUAGUCACUCUUAGGUAUUAUAGGGUUAAAUGAAAUCCAAGGAGCUAACAUGGAGUUCUUCCAUCUCAUGACACCCUGUUUCAAUUCCCAGCUGUUAAAACCUUGAGGAUUGAAUCUUCUCCUGGUUCUCAUCUUUUCUUUCUUUAUAGCAACUAAUAUGCCAAAUUCCAUGGUAACCCAGAAUCAGUGAAGCUAGAAACCAUGCCUUGAGUAUUUCUUUGUUCAAUAAUUGUCCCAAAGACAUGGAUGAUGAAUGUGAAUCAGCUACCCUGAGUGUACAAAGUACAUAUGAUUACACUAUUACAUGUUCUGAUAUGUCUUUGGAUAACUCAAUGUUGAACUUUUUUUUUUUAGUACCUGGAUGAUGCACCAACUUGCUUUUUGUUAUUUUUAUUAUUAGGUCAGCUGGGCAGAGGAGCACAAGGAGGCUAAAGCUGGUGUCUACAAAUUGAGUUUCUAUGAUGAUGAGGGAUAUGCAGCCUAUAGAAAGGUACACUGGUCAAAUUAAGGAUGGUUUAAUAUUGGGAAACAAUUUGGUCAUUUUAAUACAUCUUUGUGGUCCCCACCUCCCCCCCCCUCCCCAUACUGCACCCAAGUAGUUUGUUAUAAACCUUUUUAUUUAUUGCAAGGACAUACUGUUGGUAUGGAUGAUUUUGAACCAGUUUGAGUCAUUUCAAGUAGUUCUGGAUAACAAUGUCUAAAACCCACUGUCCUGAUUGUCAGCUCUCCCCUCUAGCUGCUACACAUCCUUGUAAAUUAGUUAUAAGAAAUUGUCCUAAUGUCAAGGUAAUAACUUCUCCAUGAUAAGUUGAGUAUUCUCACUACAUGUUUUCUGGAUACUGUUUGGAUAUUCUAAGGAGAAGUUAUGUGUUAAUCACUCCUGGAGUGGCGAAGAACUCUUGAUCAUACCACAGAAAAAAAAUUGUCUCUGCGACCUGUUUGCUGUUAAAAUAUCUGCUAAGAAAAUUUUAUUCCUUCUAAGUCUUGUCCUUGGUGGAGACGAGGGAGGGAGUGUAUCAAACCUCCUUUGUUCUACCUCUGUGUUUUUUCUUGUCCUUCUUGUUAACUCUGUUAAAUUUAUAAGCAGAAGGAUUCACACUCAACUUGCAGAUGUUAACAUUUCAAAGGGCUGUCCAGUAAAUGAUGACUUGUAUAAUUAUCUGUCAAUCCAAUGAGAAAGAUGAUUACAAAAUAUACCGGAAGUCUGAUAUAUGUGACUUGCUCUUUGAUAAUCAGAAUAAUCAGAAACAAAUGAUAGGAUUUUAAUAUAUUUAGGAUGGUACAAACAUGUUCUCAUCUACCACAAUUUGCUUUUAGGCACAGAGAAGUGGUACACCAAGUGAGGCCAAGGCCUUGUUCUCCAUUGAUGUUAAUCAUCGGGUGAGGAAUGCUUUCACAUCCAUUGUUUUAUUCCAUUUUAUGACAUUUCUCUCUUUUAGUUACUCCUAAGAAACAAUAGAUUUUCUAGAUGAGUGUCUAACUUCCCAAAGACCUUUGUGAUGAACACAAUCGCUACCAUGAUGCAAAAUCAUGAUUAGACUCUUUAUCCUCUAAGAAGUUCUGAGAUGUCUUUGGGAAGGUGUACACUGGGCUCUUUGGGCUUUUGUAUCAUGAAAAUUUUGCCAAACUUUCCAGUUGAAUACCUACAAUCUUCUCCAUCCAUUUUUACCUCAUGGUAUGAUGGUGGUCAUUCCAUGAGGAUUAAGUGGCAACCUAAAAUUCACUUACUCACUCACUUGCACUAUUCAUAUCUGUUAGACCAUAAAUUUAUGAUUUGAACAUAGAUGAAAUUCAUUAUGGCCUGCCUCUCUAACUAGGUUUGGUUCUCUCCCCAAAGUCAUGCCAUUGUCUUCUGUAUAUCUAUCUGGUGGGGAGGGACAGGUUCAGAAAUGUUAUUUGAUCUACAUACCUGUCAUAUUUACUUGUUUUCCCAACCCAUCCAACCAAUGGUUUUUGAUGACCCUUAUGUAGAGUGUAACCUUACUUUUGGCAGAAAGUAACUCAAAUUAUGGAGGCCUGGCACCCCAGCAGGUUGAUUCUAACUUUCUCUUACUGAUAUGUUUCCUAAAGGUUAAUUCAAAGUUGAUUUGUUAUUUUUAGGGAGCUGGCCGUGAAGGACUCUAUGUACAAACAGAGUUUAUUGCCGUUGUAGCAGCUUUGUUGAUUUGGUGGAGUGCCAACAAUGUUAAAAGUAAACUGCAGGAAUCCUAG